Messenger RNA from Sungouiella intermedia, 1371 nucleotides. The record is from the annotation of a GenBank genome assembly. Lineage: Eukaryota; Fungi; Ascomycota; Pichiomycetes; Serinales; Metschnikowiaceae.
AUGGUCGAAGGUUGCAAAAUGAAAGCAAACACAAUGAUGUGCCCCUCUGAACUUUUAGCGCUAGCUUAUCCUAGAAUUAACCCCACAAAUGUUUGUUCAACUCCUCGGAGUACGCCAUCCACGUCUCCAUGGAAUUAUUCCUCUUUAACAAUUGUGCCUAGUCAGAUAUCUAGUCAAAAACAGACUCAGCAUACUUCGCCAGAGCUUAUAGUGAUUUCAGAUGAUGAGUCGGAGAAGCAUAGUAUUUCUGUUGAUUAUGUAGUAUUAUCAGAGAGUGAUUCGGAUCUAACUAGUGAUCUGGUUCAGGUCAUCGGUGAUAGGGCUGAUACGGAAGUCUAUGACAUAGAAACAACUGGAAUGGAAUCAUUUGACGAUGGUUAUGAUGGUCUAAGUGAAUGUGUCGUUAAUGAAAGUGCAAGUCUAGAAGGAGACACACGGACAAAAUUCGAUUCAGAGCUCAUCAAAGGGUUGACAACUGGUGGGUGUUUGACUGACGGGAACAAAACACAGGAAAUUAGUGUAGGAGAGAGCUUUGGCAAUAGGACAGAUAGCACAGAUAGAACAGAGGACUUGGAAAACACCACUGACAGUAAUACGUCAGAAUUCCUCCCUAUUUUUCAUAUGCUACAAUCAAUCCUCAGUCCUCAAAUUGCUCCUGACUCUACAAAUUUUGAAGAAUAUAUACAACAGUACCCAUACGAGCUGGCCGCCAAACAUCGUACUCGUCCAGUGUUCCCGUUUCGCAAGGAUCCGAGACUUGUUUUCAAGUCAAGCACUCGGACUAGCUUUGGACGACCAACCAAGAGAUAUCAAACUAGUGAAAAGCAGCACCUCGUUACUUUGAGACUUGUGGAGAACAAGGAGUAUGCCGAAAUUAUUGUUCUAAGCGGGCCCGAUAAGGAAUUCAAGCUCCCUGUUUUUUCGACCCUCAAGCCAUUGCGCAAAUUGGUUGAAAUUCCAGAAUACCAGUCAACGCAUAAACUAACAGAUAAUGAUAUUGAGGUCAUGGAAAACUCCGCAGUGACUAUCAAGCGAUACGACUGCAGAAUCACGCUUGCUCAGAUGGCCAUCGUGUUGGGGUUGCAAGACUAUAGGGUUUCUUUGAUGAAGUACAUUGAUGAAGCCAUAUUUCAGAUGCUCGACCAAUUGUGUGGAUUCCGAGUGGGGGUUCAGAAAUGGAGCCGAGGUACUCCACUGAAAGAGCGGAAAGAUAUGAUCAUCAAGGUGACAAGGUUUCUGAGGGUCUAUUUUCCCAUGCUUACGCCCGAAUUGGUGGAGCUUAUAAUCAAGCGCGGAUUUUAUUGUCGAAUGCAACAGCAUUUGAAGAGAAAGAGGCUUGGAAAAUCGUCAAAAUAUAAUCAGGGGAUAUGA